Molecule: messenger RNA, 353 nt
Organism: Carcharodon carcharias (great white shark)
Lineage: Eukaryota; Metazoa; Chordata; Chondrichthyes; Lamniformes; Lamnidae
Product: COP9 signalosome complex subunit 9-like
Exons: 1
Coding region: 28-201 (57 amino acids)
Biological process (GO): negative regulation of protein neddylation
Source: RefSeq, a predicted model, not a curated record
GGUCUGGGACAGAAAAUUCCAGUCACAAUGAAGCCGGCGGUGGACGAAAUGUUCCCGGAGGACGCGGGGCCGUACGUGGAUCCGGACGAGGCAGGAGGAAGUUCAGGACUUCUAAGGGAUCUAGCAGCUAAUGAAAAAGCAGUCCAUGCAGAUUUCUUUAAUGAUUUUGAAGACCUCUAUGAUGAUGACGAUAUUCAGUGAUUUGUUCUCCAAGCUUCACCAUCUGAACCACUGUACAUUUUCAAACGAGGAGGAGGAAAAGAAUGGUUGACACCUUGGAAGGACUGCUGCUAAUGCUCUAUGGGCAAAUGUGCAAAGCAGGGCAUUUUUGAGAAGGAGUCCAUAUUUUACAA